Molecule: messenger RNA, 1086 nt
Organism: Mus pahari (shrew mouse)
Lineage: Eukaryota; Metazoa; Chordata; Mammalia; Rodentia; Muridae
Product: transcription initiation factor TFIID subunit 7-like
Exons: 1
Coding region: 1-1086 (361 amino acids)
Biological process (GO): transcription initiation at RNA polymerase II promoter; RNA polymerase II preinitiation complex assembly
Cellular component (GO): transcription factor TFIID complex
Molecular function (GO): RNA polymerase II general transcription initiation factor activity
Source: RefSeq, a predicted model, not a curated record
AUGAGCAAAAGCGGAGACGACGAACCGCCUCACGAGCUCGAGAGCCAGUUCAUCCUGCGUCUGCCCCCAGAACAGGCUUCGGCGGUCAGGAAGAUGAUCCGUUCUGGCAGUGCUGCCAUGCGAGAGAAACUAAAAAUCGACUUGUCUCCCGAUUCGCGGCGUGCCGUCGUUCAGGUAGACGGCGUGUCACUGUCUGCCAAACUGGUCGAUUUGCCUUGUGUUAUUGGAAGCCUGAAAACGCACGAUGGCAAAACCUUUUAUAAAACAGCCGAUGUGUCCCAGAUGCUGUUGUGCAGCGCCGAUGGUGAUCCCCACGCGUCCCCAGAAGAGCCAGCUACUUCUGCUGGCACUGCUGCAGUGGCAAACAAAAAGGAAGAAGAGGGAAAAUAUAUCUGGAACCAUGGCAUUACUCCACCGCUUAAGAAUGUCAGAAAGAAACGGUUUCGCAAACCAACGAAAAAGCCCUCUGUUAUGAAGCUAAACGAAGAAAGCUGUGGUGGUUCCAUUGAUUCCAAAGAUGUGGAAAAGGAAGUGAAGAGGCUGCUGCGCUCAGAUGCUGAAGCCAUCAGCAGCCGAUGGGAAAUCAUUGUUGAUGAGGGAACCAAGGCAGGACCAAGUCAGACCUGCACUUCACACGGUCCGUUGCCCUUCGAAGCAGGUGAUCAUACCUCAUCAGCAUGUGCUAUGCCUCAGAGCACAUUCAGUGAUUCCAGCAGUGGCAAAGAUGAUCCAGAGAAUAAAGAUGAGGAUGAGGAGGAUGAAGAGGAAGAAGAGGAAGAUGAUUCUGAAGAAGACCUGGAAAGAGAGCUACAAGCCAAGUUUAUUGAGUUUAGCUUGUGUGAAGCUAAUGAAAGUAGCAGUUCAGUAAUUCUGGGAAUUCAGAAGCUGAUUCAUUCCAAGGAGAAAAAGCUCCAAGAGAUUCAGGGCAAAGCACAGAGACAGAAAGAUCUCCUCAGAAAAUUGGAAAACCUGACCCUCAAGAGUCAUUUCCAGUCUGUGUUGGAACAGCUCAAGUUACAGGAGAAGCAGAAGUAUGAACAGAUCCGUUUCCUACAGCAACAACUGAAGUGUUUUUUGAAGAAGUAA